UGAGGCCGCCAACCGGGCUGAACCAUCCCCUGACCGCUGAGGGGGCAGCAGUGGGUGUGCCCCGAAGCAACUACUGGACCUGUUGCUGCAGUUCCCUCUCUCAAUCUGCCGCUUCUCCCCCUUCCUUCAGCGCAAUUGUUGGUUUCGCCCCGCGCUGGCCAUAGCGACGGCAGGCGCGCCGAGGGAAGAUGGCGGCGCUGGCUCCUGUGCCGUUGCCGGCUUCGUGAGCGAGGCGCUCGUUCUUCCUCCCGUACCGUCCUCGCUCCUGCACCCGGCUCCUCCCGGCUGCUCUCCGCCUCUUCUUCCCCGUCGGGGCCGUAGGGAUAAUGUCGGACUCGGAGGAGGAGGAGAGUCCGGACCGCCAGCUCAAGCUGGUGGUGCUGGGGGACGGCACCACUGGCAAGACAUCCUUAGCUACACGUUUUGCUCAAGAAACRUUUGGAAAACAGUACAAACAAACCAUAGGACUGGACUUCUUCUUAAAAAGGAUAUUAUUGCCAGGAAAUUUGAAUGUUACUCUUCAAGUGUGGGAUGUAGGAGGACAAACAAUAGGAGGCAAAAUGCUGGAUAAAUAUAUUUAUGGAGCUCAGGGUAUUCUCUUGGUUUAUGAUAUUACCAAUGGCCAGAGUUUUGAAAAUGUGGAAGACUGGUAUAACGUGGUAAAAAAAGUGAAUGAAGAAUCAGAAACACAGCCACUUGUGGCCUUGGUUGGAAAUAAAAUUGACUUGGAGCAUAUGCGCACAGUGAAGGCUGACAAGCACCAGCGACUUUGUCAGGAAAAGAAUUUCAGUAGCCAUUUUGUGUCAGCCAAGACAGGAGAUUCUGUCUUCCUGUGUUUUCAGAGAAUUGCUGCUGACAUACUCGGCAUCAAAUUAAACAAAGCAGAAAUGGAACAAUCACAGAGGGUGGUGAAGGCAGAUAUUGUCAACUACAGUCAGGAGCCUGUGACAAGAACCGUUAAUCCUGCUAGAAGCUCAAUGUGUGCAGUUCAGUGACCACGCUGUUCUUCUCUGGUUGACACCUUUGCAGUCCUCCUGCCUUGAAACAGGCCCUGGGAUUACCAGGAACUUUGUUUUAACAGGGACCAGUGCAACAAUGCAAUUAGAGGUUUCAGAAACCUGUUGCACCACAGUCCAUUGAGAAGCAGCAGGCAGUUUUUUGACUGGCUGAAAUUCAAACAUGAGACSACACAUUUGAAAAAUUAAGGUCUAUAUAKUCUUUUAAAUUAUAUUUAAAUAAAACUGUAUAACUGUGUUUAUGUUUUYUUCUGUCUAUUUGACUGAURCCMGAAUAAAAAUGGAUGAGGAAGCCCUGCAUUCAAAAUGCUUUUAAAGACAUCACCRUGGAAGGGUAUUUUGCCAAAGCAUUUCUAAUUUUUUUUUCUCCAGUAAUUUGAACUGACACUCAGCAAAAUGUUACUUGGAAAAGCUUUUGCUGGAAUAAUUUUAAAUACAUAAUAUAUUUUAUCUAGAGAUAAUUUUGAAAGUGUUCCAUUAAUAUAUAUACUKAGCUCAAAAUGUAUAAAUUGUAUCCAGUGAGAAACAGUGCUUGAAAUAAAGCUGUUAUUAUAAAAAUAGUUUUCUGAAGUCUCUAAUUGUCUCCAUGGAUGUGCUAAAAAAAUAUUAGUGGUUUUAUGUAUUUUUAUUACCACAUCAGCAUUACUUCUUGCAGUAAUAGAUAGGCUUAUAUGUCUUUAUUAAUAUGGAUGAAUCUCAGUCUACAGUUUGGUCUGUAAAUGAUGAGUGAUAUAUUCAACAUGCAUUAGAAACUGUUGAUAGAUCAAUUAGCAUCAGUCACUUUAAGUAACUAACAGAAUGACAUUUGGCUUGGUAYUCUUUUCUUUCUAGUUUAGAGUAAAUGAUAAAUAAAAAGCUGUCUGCUCUGUGAUCUUCACACUUCUCCCCUGUUCCUUUUCUAGCAGUGCACAYAGUUCUCUGCUGGCACAUCUGAACAGAAAGCUAAGGAGAGAAAAAACAYUAGGCCAUCUCAAU
Molecule: messenger RNA, 1991 nt
Organism: Malurus melanocephalus (red-backed fairy wren)
Lineage: Eukaryota; Metazoa; Chordata; Aves; Passeriformes; Maluridae
Gene: RAB28
Product: RAB28, member RAS oncogene family
Exons: 7
Coding region: 327-995 (222 amino acids)
Cellular component (GO): Golgi apparatus; endosome
Molecular function (GO): GTP binding; GTPase activity
Source: RefSeq, a predicted model, not a curated record